Messenger RNA from Alternaria alternata, 480 nucleotides. RefSeq lists its product as hypothetical. The record is from RefSeq and is a predicted model, not a curated record. Lineage: Eukaryota; Fungi; Ascomycota; Dothideomycetes; Pleosporales; Pleosporaceae. The transcript has 2 exons. Bases 114 to 368 code for a protein of 84 amino acids.
GCAGGUACAGGUGGAGGCAACAGAGGGUCUUCGCAGUAUCUGGUAGCGAUGACCGCGAUUCCGUAUGCACAGAGCACCUCGCUCGAAUCAAGUCGAUAAGAGGCGUUCGCGGGAUGUUUCUUUUUUUGCUCAUCAUCUCCGGCAGGCUGGCCUCACGUGUUGAGACGAGCCGCGUGCCUGCCCAACGGCCAAGUACCAAACUUUGUAAGAACUUUAACGGUAAUUGCUGGAUAAAGUCAGCCUUACGAUACUCCACGAAUCUCUUCAAGGUUCAGGUUCAGUACCACGAUACGCGGGACGGCGUAAUCGGCACCACAAGGCCGCUGGAUCUCGCUUGUCGAUCGCUAUCUAGGGGCGCCUCACGUUGAUUGCAAGCCAGCGGGCACCGCUCUGUCCACUCUGAUCCCGCCCUCACGGACACUGCGGUUCUAGACAUCGAUCUUGGCCCUUGAUCCAAUCUACAGGCUCGGCCCUUUCUCC